UCUCCGUAGAAACGACUUUUUGAGCGACCGCCAUUAUCGUACUCGACAAUCGUAGUUUGGCUUCUUUCUAGUUGACGCUUCACUUGUACAGAUAUUUUAAAAUAUUUCUAAAAUGGCCGACGCAGACGAUCUUCUCGAUUAUGAAGACGAAGAACAAACUGAACAAAAUACUUCGGAGGCAGUUGCUGCUGCUGAACCGAAAAAGGGUGUAAAGGGUACUUAUGUAUCUAUACACAGUUCUGGUUUCAGAGAUUUUUUGUUGAAACCUGAAAUUUUACGUGCCAUUGUUGACUGUGGUUUUGAGCAUCCCUCUGAAGUUCAGCAUGAAUGUAUCCCACAAGCAGUUCUUGGUAUGGAUAUUCUGUGCCAAGCCAAAUCCGGUAUGGGUAAAACUGCCGUGUUUGUAUUAGCAACGCUACAGCAACUAGAGCCAACUGAAAAUGUGGUUUAUGUAUUGGUCAUGUGCCACACUAGAGAACUCGCUUUCCAGAUCAGCAAGGAAUAUGAAAGAUUCAGCAAAUACAUGCCAACAAUCAAGGUUGGUGUGUUUUUCGGAGGAUUGCCUAUCCAAAAGGAUGAAGAACUUCUAAAGAACAACUGCCCCCACAUUGUUGUUGGUACCCCUGGAAGAAUUUUAGCACUAGUCCGAUCCAAGAAGCUCAACUUGAAGCAUUUGAAACAUUUCAUUUUGGAUGAGUGUGAUAAAAUGCUAGAGCUCUUAGAUAUGAGACGUGAUGUUCAAGAAAUCUAUAGAAAUACACCACAUGGCAAACAAGUUAUGAUGUUUAGUGCAACCUUGAGCAAAGAAAUUCGUCCAGUGUGCAAAAAAUUCAUGCAAGAUCCUAUGGAAGUUUAUGUUGAUGACGAAGCCAAACUUACAUUGCACGGUUUACAACAACAUUAUGUAAAAUUGAAAGAAAAUGAAAAGAAUAAGAAGCUCUUUGAACUUCUUGAUGUUUUGGAAUUCAACCAGGUUGUCAUUUUCGUUAAAUCUGUUCAAAGAUGUGUUGCAUUAGCCCAAUUAUUGACGGAGCAAAAUUUCCCUGCCAUUGGUAUCCAUCGUAACAUGUCUCAGGAAGAAAGACUUUCCCGUUAUCAACAGUUCAAGGAUUUCCAGAAACGUAUACUGGUAGCAACUAAUUUAUUUGGAAGAGGGAUGGAUAUUGAAAGAGUGAACAUUGUAUUCAACUACGAUAUGCCUGAGGAUUCAGACACUUACCUGCAUAGAGUAGCCAGAGCAGGUCGUUUUGGUACCAAAGGGUUAGCUAUCACCUUCGUUUCAGAGGAGAGCGAUGCCAAAAUCUUGAAUGAAGUCCAGGAUCGCUUUGAUGUGAAUAUUACAGAAUUACCCGAUGAGAUCGAUCUAAGUUCUUACAUUGAAGGAAGAUGAGCUGCUGUAUAAAAUUAAGGAAUUGUUUGUAUUGGAUGAUUGAAUAGAUGUGAUUAAUUUGAGUUUGUUAAUGAAACAAUAGAAUGUUUUUAAGUGAUUAAUAAGAUUACUAUUAUAUAGUAUUUAAGUA
Harmonia axyridis is the source of this 1520-nucleotide messenger RNA. RefSeq names its product ATP-dependent RNA helicase WM6 (gene Hel25E). Gene Ontology annotation, biological process: mRNA splicing, via spliceosome; mRNA export from nucleus. Bases 113 to 1390 code for a protein of 425 amino acids. Gene Ontology annotation, molecular function: RNA helicase activity; ATP binding; RNA binding. NCBI's taxonomy places the organism in Eukaryota, Metazoa, Arthropoda, Insecta, Coleoptera, Coccinellidae. The transcript has 8 exons. The record is from RefSeq and is a predicted model, not a curated record.